AUGACCCCCGCCGGCCUAGCCCGUCCCGACCAGCCCGCCAUCGCCGCCCUGGUCCCUGUCCUCCAGAUCCUCGACAGCUUCAACCACCGUAACAAGAACCAGCACCGCGUCGCCCGCUGGUGGGCCCGGUUCGACGUCCUGCGCCGCUCCGCCAGACGUCUCCACGACGCCCUCGAGGCCCGCGCCCGUCACCGCCACGCCCAGAGCUUCAAGGCGCCCUCGAAGAAGUCGGCCGGCAGGCCCAGCCCCGGCACCGGCACCAGCAACGGGGACCGUCGGGGCAAUGCGUUAGACGAGGAUGUCACUGCGAGGGUGCGGCUACUGCUCGACACAACCAUCCCGUCGUCGUUCUUUCAGUUGGCAGCAGACGGCCAACAUGCUGCCCUAGGCCUGGUCUUGCUGGGCGUCUUGGCCCGUAUAAACUCGGCCAUUGCGCCCCUGGCCCCCCGGCAGCCCGAGAGAGGUGAUGAGACGCCCAUGGCCAACCCGCCAGCGAGCCAUGAUGCGGUCGUAGCCAAUGAAGGCCAGGCGAAUCCAGAGCCAAUGGGCCUCGGCGUGGCCGUUUCUCGAGACCAGAUGAAGUUGGCCGCUAAACCCCUAGCGCGUCAUCCAACAAAAGACGACGAAGCUGUCGCGCCCGUUGCAAGCAAAAAGAAGCGCAGGCUAGCGGAUGCCCCCACCACUGAGCCUGAACCCAGCAAGCCGGCCAAGGAGAGAAAGUCGGAGAAGAAGCCCGGCAAGAAAAAGUCCAAAAAGGGCGACGAGUUUUCGGAUUUGUUCAGUUCGCUCAUGUAG
This is a messenger RNA of Colletotrichum spaethianum, 795 nucleotides long. RefSeq lists its product as uncharacterized. The transcript has 2 exons. Bases 1 to 795 code for a protein of 264 amino acids. Gene Ontology annotation, molecular function: rRNA primary transcript binding. The record is from RefSeq and is a predicted model, not a curated record. Gene Ontology annotation, cellular component: ribonuclease MRP complex. NCBI's taxonomy places the organism in Eukaryota, Fungi, Ascomycota, Sordariomycetes, Glomerellales, Glomerellaceae. Gene Ontology annotation, biological process: nuclear-transcribed mRNA catabolic process, RNase MRP-dependent; maturation of 5.8S rRNA from tricistronic rRNA transcript (SSU-rRNA, 5.8S rRNA, LSU-rRNA).